UUUUUCAUUUAUUUGCGUACAUUCUCGUUUUGUUUUGCCCAAUUGUUGGCGUAAUUUGCAUAAGAAAAAACCGCCUGCAUAAAAAAUGGGCUCAUCGAAAAAGCACAAAAAGAACAAAUCGGAGCGGCGCGAAAAAUAUGAAGAAUAUAGUCAGCACCAGGAUCCAGCACAAUUGCAGCGCGGCCUAAAGCUGAUACUGAAGGUGGGCUCAAAUGCAACGCCCGAGUACAGCGCCAAUUCACCGCUGACAGCCCUGGAUGGACACGGCCCGCCCACCGCCGCGGAGGCAAUGAUGGCCGCUGCGCCGGACAGUCCCACGGUGCCCGAGGAGCUGCAGUGUGGUGGCGGCGGCGGCGAGCUGGGCCACCGGGAGCGUCACAAGAAGUCCAAGAAGAAGAAGAAAAAGAAGGAUCGCGAAAAGAAGCACAAGCAUCACAAGGAGAAGCGACAUCGCAGUCGUGACCGGCAUCGCGAACUGUGCUCCGAGGAUCGGCACCUGGAUGAGACACCCAGCGCAGCGGACGAUGCCGCUUGCAGCGGCUUCUCAUCGACACAGCAGCGCAGUCCGCGCAGCCAGGCGCCCGCCUCGGCUUCAGUGGAUGCCGAUUGUAGUCAGGAUGGAUUUAGCUUUAUGGACGACGAUGCGGAUCAGUCACAGCCACUGCCCGAAAAUAUCUUGUACUAUGCGGGCAUUACCACCGACAAUUCACCCUCCAAUUGUCCUGUCACAAAACCCAUAGCUCCGCGCAAACUGGACGACAUGCUGCUCGGCUCGCCCACAUCCUCGUCGCUGGGCAUGACAUCCAGCGGCAGUCCAACAAAACCGCUGCCCGAUCUACUGAUACCCUCACCCUCCGGCUCGACGGCUGCCUCCACGUCUGGCGGCGCCAGCUCCUUAAAUGCGCUAACGCCCAAAGCUUUGGAGGCGCCCAAAACCCCGAGUAGCAGCAGUGAAUCGGGACGAGAGCCGCGUAGCUGCGUGCUUAAGCUGAAGCAACAGAAGUCGCCGCUGAAUAAGCUGCUGGAGCAUUUGCUCCGCUUCCUGGAGAAACGGGAUCCGCAUCAGUUCUUUGCAUGGCCCGUUACCGAUGACAUUGCGCCCGGCUACUCGUCGAUCAUCAGCAAGCCCAUGGACUUUUCGACAAUGCGCCAGAAGAUCGAUGAUCACGAGUACGCGGCGCUCAGUGAUUUCAGCGAUGAUUUCCGGUUGAUGUGCGAAAAUGCCAUACGCUAUAAUCAUGUGGACACCGUUUACCAUAAGGCUGCCAAACGAUUGCUGCAGUUGGGCCUGAAGCAGCUGCAGCCGGAGAAUCUAAUGCGCACGUUGAAACCGCUUUCCGGCUAUAUACGCGAACUGACUGCCAAAGAGCUGGGCUUUGAGCUGAGCUCCAAUGAGCUGGCCGGCUACGAUGCGCACGAUUCGGCGGACGAGGGUGCAUCGACGGGCGCCGAGGAGCCGCCCACGCCGGCCCAGCUGGAGGAGGAGGAGCGUAAACGGGCGUUGCGUUUGGAGAAUGCCCCCAAAACGCACUUUGAACCCUACGUGGAUGAUCUGACCAGCGAGGAGAUACUCGCCCAGGUGCAGGGCGCCGCACAGCAGGCCAAACAGCGCAUCAGCGCCAAACAACGUGCCCACAAGAUGGGCUUUCUGCGCCAACGCAAGGACGGCACCACCACGCUCAAUCUGUUGAUGCGGGACGAGAACGAGGGUCCCGAAAAGGUCGUGACCAUUGGUGAUCUGGUGGGCAAACUGCCGGCGGGCAGCGCCCAGUUGCAUGGCAUCCACACGGAUCAGCGCAACGCGGUCAAACCGGUCAAGCCGCUGGGCUAUGGCCCAUUUGCCAGCUUUGCGCCGACAUUCGAUUCGCGCUUCUCCACGCUCAGCGCCGAGGAGACGAAACUAGUGCUGCGCACCUAUGGCGAUGCCUCCAGCGCCGAGUACGCCGAGAGCAUAUUGCAGUUUACAAAGGACUCCAGCUACGGUACGAACAUAGCCAACGGCCUGCUCGACAUUCUCACCAAUGGGGAGCACAGCAAAUCCCUGGACGAGCUCUACAACAUGCAGCUGCACAACUACGAGCAGCGCGAAAUUGAGAAGUGCUUCAAUAGAAAGCAGGAGCUGGAGCAGCAGCCGGAGACGAGCGCGCAAAUCGAGCAGGAGUACGAGAAGUACAAGAACACACGGAUGGACUUUAAGCGUUUGCGCUCGCUCAAGGAUUUGGGCAUUGAUGUGGACUUCCUCGACGGCAUGGAGACCGAUAUGAAGAACUUUGAGCUGUCGCGUCGCAUGCACGAGCACCUGAACAACAAUAUGACGCUCAUCGAGAAGUUGCGCUUGUUGCAGCAGGAGCGUCUGUCCCAGCCGCUGCCGGCGCAUUUGGCUCUGGUGCCGCCCGCUGGGCAGGAGGAAUCGCAAACGGCACAGCAACUAACCCAACAGCUUAGCGACUUGGCCAAAAAGCUGCCGCCCUCGGCCAUUGCCGAUCAAUACGCACUGCGCAAGGCCAUGGGCAUGUCCUUUGCCGGUUUGCCACCGCCUCCGACAGCAUCGCCACGCGUCCAGCUGCCCGAGCUGCUGCAGCAGCCGGUGGCGCUGCCUCUGCUCCAGCCCGUUGCCGUCGGCCAUGUGCCCAUGGACAUUGAUGAGCCAGACGUGCACGCUGGCGGCGAUCUGGAGAACGAGCUGCGUGAAUUUCUCGAAAGCGGCUCCGGCAUGCACACCUCCUCCAAUCCGGCGGACGAUAACAAUAUUGUCGCCCAGCUGCUGCUAAACUAGAAUUCACGAUCCUCCAUCCAGCACGAUUGCCCCGCGCGCAAUGUUAAUAAUACUAGAUAACAAACAACGCUAAAUUAUUUUCAUAUAUAUUCGAAUCGCACGGCAUUUUCAAUAAAAAAAAAAGGAGAAA
Molecule: messenger RNA, 2906 nt
Organism: Drosophila montana
Lineage: Eukaryota; Metazoa; Arthropoda; Insecta; Diptera; Drosophilidae
Gene: Brd7-9
Product: Bromodomain containing 7/9
Exons: 4
Coding region: 86-2776 (896 amino acids)
Biological process (GO): regulation of transcription by RNA polymerase II
Cellular component (GO): nucleus
Source: RefSeq, a predicted model, not a curated record